AAGCUUUUCUUCGGAAAUGGAGGCUUCCGAUCACAAGUGCUGUGCAUGAAACAUCGUUUGCGAGCAAAUCCUGUUGCCCUGUGCGCUCAGCAGUCCGCAGCUUGUUGUUGUUGGUGUGCUGCCACACCUCUUUUGCCUUGGCUGCGAGGUGGUGGCCACUGAGUUCCGUUUCGUAUCGCAGAAGAUGACCACAUUCCCCAAUCAGAUACUCGGUUGAUGUGUACUCUCACGUCGACUACAAACCACCCGCCCAUGUCCAAGAAUCCAAAAGCUCCCCAUCCCUCUCAUCCUACUCUUCCCCAAUCCCCUUCGUUGCUUCCACUCCACCAACCUGUUCCUGCGGUGCACCACACGCUGCCCUUCCCCUUUAAAGCCCUCGCAGCGCCACCGCCACGCAGGAAAGGAGAGCAUAUCAACGGUAGUAGCGGCAGCGGCGACGACAGUGACAUGGCUGGUCUAAGCGUUCUCUUGGAAACACACAACAGCUUGCCAAAAUACACUCACAUCAUAAGCAAAACCUCCCUCGUUAAGAACUCUUCUCUCUCUUCUCCUCCUUCCUCCUUCGCCACCAGCCCUUUCCUGGAACGCUGCUACCUUUGCCGGAAGAAGCUGCAACAGGGCAAUGAUAUCUACAUGUACAGGGGGGACCGAGCGUUCUGCAGCGUGGAGUGCCGCUGCCGCCAGAUAUUUAUGGACGAGGAGAGCGGGCGGAGGGACCAAUGCUCCCUCGCCGCCGCGGCUGCCUCGGCGGCUGACGCCGGAGCCCAGUCGGACCGCGGCCGGCCGGGGAGGGCGACCCGAAAAGGGCGGGCCGUGGCCGGUGGUUUCGCCUAGUGUCGUUACUGCUUUGGCCAAGCACCUGGUUUUGGUGUAUUGACCAAAAUACCCUCGCCUUGCUAUUUUCCCCCUCUUCAUUCCAUUCUGAAGGGAAUGGGUUUGCGGGAGCCUCAUGUACUCUGUUCCUUCUCGGAUUACAUUGUUUUGUUCUUACUUCGAUAAAUAAACAUAUUAUAUAUAUAUAUA
Molecule: messenger RNA, 1023 nt
Organism: Musa acuminata subsp. malaccensis (wild Malaysian banana)
Lineage: Eukaryota; Viridiplantae; Streptophyta; Magnoliopsida; Zingiberales; Musaceae
Source: RefSeq, a predicted model, not a curated record